AGUCCUCGAGGAAUCUCGCAGACGACUUCAACGUCGAGAAUCAAUUAGCUGUUCACCUUUGAGGAGCAAGUGCAACGGCGUCAAGGCAUAUAGCUUCCUUGAAUGCCCUUCGUCGCCACCUCGGCAAAGAAUGGCACUCCAACUUUAUUCAGAUCGUACGUUUUCGACUUCAAUGUGUGUACAUCGUGCCGCAUCGCUCUUUCACGAACAGCUGCGGGCGCGCGAAGGAUUGCGAGAUACUCGACGCCAUCAUUGGCGGUAGCAGAAAGUCAGGCGGUUACUUCUGGGCAUGAUUUAGGUUCGGGUCUUCGCCCGAGACACCGACGGUCAGCGCACGAAGUGUUAGCCGGGGAAGGUCGCGCUGUGUCAAACUUGAGGGAUCAAGGGCGUUCAUCCCCGUUCGAGCGAAGAAAAGGGGAGAAUAUAGCCAAUCGUGUCUCAAAUCGAAAUCUUCGGAGCCCACUUGCACCGCUGGACGAGAUAUUCGAAGCGGUAGGCCUUCCCCCCGACGUCGAUCUUCCUCAUAAUCUUCCUCAAGGACCACCAGAGCUUGAGGAACAAUAUGAGGCGAAACUAUCACAGUAUCUUGCGAAUAACCAGGAUGAUCAAUUAUUGUUUACUGUGAGACGGAUGCACCGCAAGGGCAUUACUCUUCCCGGAAGAGCCGAAGACGUAUAUACGUUGAAAGCACUGGAGCGAAGGCAGCGUCAUCUCGCUGCUAAGGUUUUGGCCGAGGCAAUGGUAAAACGUGGACAGAUGCAGGGAUGGAGCUAUCUAUUUCGAAAUCUGGAGCCCACGUCGACCUGUGGAAAGCAAGGUGAAGUUCUGAACCUCAGGAAUAGGCUUCGGAACCGAUGGAGCAAGUUCAUCCAGAACCCUUCACAGGUGCCCACAGAAGGCGAAUGUGCGGAUGAAAUUUGGGUGUCCGCACUCAAAGCAGCGCUAGCCGUUGCAGAGCCUUUCUGCACACCUAACCAAGAAUCAAACCUCCGAGACAUGUGGGAAUUUGCACAAUCGCUGCAGUCACGAGAAAAACGCUCAUGGCUGCCAUUUCGAGAAACAGUUAUUGCCCACCUCCUUGAGAAGGUAAAUGAUGCCCAAGAUGGUGAAGCUGCAGCCGAGAAUGCACUGCUUUGGCAUUGGGAGCUUUGCCACCAGGAGCCUCUGAGGCAAGAAGCCUGGACUGUACUCGUGAAGAAAGUGAGAAGCGACAGGGUGGAAAAGACUCUGAAAACUAUCCAUGCACGGACCAUUUCUACCUUACGCACAAACGGCACUGCAGCGAAAGGUUUAGACAAUAUACGCGGGCCACGUUAUGUGACGGGAUUCUAUGAAGCAAUUAUGCUACGUGCUUCAAGAUUGGGUAAGCUCAAGGAAGCUUCCGAAUGGCACGAGUAUUGCAUGAAUGUCGAUGAGGCUCCUCUGACCACCGAACCUGCCAACCGCUUGCUUCUUUGGUAUAUGCGCUGGAAUCCCGGUAACCCUGCAAUACAGUGGUUACUGUCCUCGCUAGUCGAUGCUGGAGCAGAGUUGGUGGAAUCAACUUUGCUCUUGUUCGCAUUCUAUUUUGCUAAAGGAAAACGAAAAGACGUGUCCAGCAUCAUGAAGUUGACGAAUAUGGUGAACAAGGAAAAUGCGCGAACGGUGCUCUCUGAUCAGUUCUGGGCAAUUGCUAUCAGGGCCUGCUCUGAGAGCCAGCAACGUAAUGCUGUUAUGAGCAAGAUGGCUGAAUUUGGCUUAGAACCCGGUCCGUUAAUCUUUGAAGCCCUUAUUUCCGCUGAAUAUAGCGUUGAAACCGUCGAGAAGCUAAUUCGAGAACUGGUAACUCGGGGAUUCAAUAUUACUACAACAAUGUAUGCGUCACUUGCGCGCCUUCUUUCGAAGCAGGGCCAUGUCAAUAUCGCACUUCAAAUCCUCCGAACAGUUGUUGACACAGCUGGUACAUCUGACGAGGGACUGAUGCGAUCGGUUUUGAGAGGACUGAUGGAUGUUCAGAAUUGGGAUGAACUCGAAAACGUCCAUAAACUUAUGGUCGCUGACGGGUUAGCGAACGAGAGAACUUGGAACCUCCUUAUAAGAGCACGGGCAGAACGAGGUGAGUUACGCAGAGCAUUGCAGGGCUUGGAAGAAUUGCUCUUGAAAUCUUUCAGCGUCGAAGCUUCAACAGCGCAUGUCCUCGUUAAGCGCAUGCUUAAACCCGAAGAGCCAGCUCAAGGUGACGGCCGUUUUGCAGAGGUGCUAGACACCUCGCGUCGUAGCCAUAAGUCGGGUCUGCAGCAAGCGAUUGAGAUCGGCGUGGCAUGUAUGCGAGCGGGUGGACACGUACAUCCUGAAACGUGGAAGAUGCUUCUUUUCAAGCUGGCAAAAGAAUGCGGGAGCAAUAUCAAGAGUCUAGACUCACUUUGUCUCUGGCUAAUCCGACAGUAUACGCCCGAGGCAAAGGUAGAUGAGACCAUCGCCCGGACUCAGGCUCCAGGCGGGGAGAAAUUGAGCAUCGUCAAGAAAACGAUGAAAAGGAAGGCAGGUGACCCUGUCAAUAUAUUGCAUCGACGAGCUCUUGAAUGGGCCCAAACAAAGUCGUACGUCGCGUUACCCAAGGAUGUCACUCGAGGUCUUGUUGAUGCAAGUACAUCCGCCGUUCAUCCACUCAGAAGAAUAUUCACUCCCCCGUUCUUAAGUGCCUGUCUUUAUUACAGCUUCAACACAGGUGCGAUGCGAAACCCUAUUUACCUACGCAUGGAUCAGACAGCGAACGCGGUGAAGAUGCUCAGCCGUUGGCAGGAUCUUGGUGUUCAUAUUGAUGAUAGAGUAAUCAGCCGGAACCUACGGGUGUUUUUGAAGAAAUGGGCCGCGCUACGGCCAAAAGUGACAUCGGAUCAUGUUACUGCAAGCGUGAGGAGACUUGAGAAGGCAUGGAAGAAAGAAUUGGUGAUUCAAUCAGAUCCUCACCCUGCAGACAUGAAAAGGAAGACUGUGAUGGCGACAGAUGAUGAAGAGCAGGUGGUCAAUUGACUGAGACGUAGGUUGCGGUUGACUCUCAAUGGUGACCGGGCUACUCAGCCUGAAUGGCGAUAUGCAUACCAUUGGAUAAAAAAAUCAAUU
Messenger RNA from Saitoella complicata NRRL Y-17804, 3102 nucleotides. RefSeq lists its product as uncharacterized. The transcript has a single exon. Gene Ontology annotation, molecular function: protein binding. The record is from RefSeq and is a predicted model, not a curated record. Lineage: Eukaryota; Fungi; Ascomycota; Saitoellomycetes; Saitoellales; Saitoellaceae. The coding region runs from base 103 to 3012 and encodes 969 amino acids.